Messenger RNA from Hipposideros armiger (great roundleaf bat), 1309 nucleotides. It is a transcript of the gene PYDC1, whose product is annotated as pyrin domain containing 1. The record is from RefSeq and is a predicted model, not a curated record. Bases 590 to 859 code for a protein of 89 amino acids. Lineage: Eukaryota; Metazoa; Chordata; Mammalia; Chiroptera; Hipposideridae. The transcript has 3 exons.
UCCUCCGAACCCUGGGCUUCACCUCAUACUUAAAACCAGAACAUUAGCAAAAUAGUCCACUCAGCCUCCCUGCACACCAUGGGCUCCGGGGUCAGGCAGUUCAAUAAGAAUGUCUGCAUAUCAACCAAUUCAACCCAUCUGUGUGCAGGAUCUUACCCCAGGCCUGCCAGUUUGUGAGUACUGAAAUGUAGGCUGUUGGGGAGCUACUACCUCCUGCCAAAGCCACUCUUUGCUGGGAGAUUCAUGGCCCUGGAAUCAGACAGUUCCAGUCCUGCUUCCAUGGCUUCCAACACGUUUCCUCUUCUGCAGAAUAGGAAGAGUCAUCUGCACCUCACCUGUGGCUGCACCAAAUGGGCAGCCUCCCCUCUCCCUAAGAGAAACUGGAAGACCCCACUAUGCGCUGUUUGCGUUUGAAUGACCACAGGGUGCAGGCAACAGCAUUGAACCAUGGCUUCCCUGGCCAGUCGCCAGGACAAUCUCCUCCCUUGGACGUCCUCCAGGGGAACAGCCCCACCUGCUCCAGGAUAAAGCCAGCCUGGUGGCUCUGGGAGCAGAGCCGUCAGACGUUCAGAGCAGGCAAGGCUAAGCCAUGGGAAAGAAACGCGACACAAUCCUGGAGGUGCUGGAGAACCUGGAUCCCAGUGAACUCAAGAAGUUCAAGCUGAAGCUGGCAGCGGUGUCGCUGCCCGAUGGCUUUCGCAACAUCCCACGGGGCGCACUAGGGUCGCUGGACGCAGUGGACCUCACUGACAAGAUAGUGGCCUUCUACCGCGAAGACUUCGGCGCCAAGGUCGCCGCAGAUGUGCUGACAGACAUGGGCAUGCAGGAAGAGGCAUCCCGGCUUCAGGAGCUCCAAUAAAGGUGGACGAAGUUGGGAGUUAUGCGGUUUUCAGCGGAGGAGUCUGGGAGCCAAGGAGAGAUGCAGAGCAACACGGAUUUUCGUGGGCAAAGGCAACCCGCAGAAGCUCACCCCGACCACCGGUCGUAGGAAGACGACAGCAGCUUCUCCACGGCGGGGACAAAGGAUCUCUCGGUGCCUCCAGACUCUGUCUCCUCCCACCCUUGCACCUGUCGUUCAUUCUUCCACAGCUCAAUAAAUGCUUUGUGACAGACCUUCCUGUGCCUGUGUAGGCCUGCACGUGAUUUGCCACAUGUAUGGCGUGGGCGAGCCAGUGUGUGCCUGUGUCUCCGUUUGCCAAUGUCUGGGUGUCUGCGGGGUACCUCUGGGGAUCGCAAACCUUGCAGCGUGCACAACUACGCGUGCGCUCUGGAAGCGUUCAGGACUUCCAGCUCCAACCAGAAAAACAGU